UAUUUUAUGGCUGAAAAGAUCAUUUAAAAUUUUUUUAAAUAUUUUAUAUCUUGAUUACUGAACGACAUUAUCAAGUUCUAAAUAACUUUUUCAGUCUCAAAAAUUAAUUGUUAAUAACAAUAUUAUAUACGAUUUUUAAAUUAUAAUCAAUUAUAUUAACAAUUGCGCAUGCGUUGAAAGUGGUGUAUUAUAAACUCCGCGCCAAAAACUGAAACCUUCGUUUAGAUUCGUAUAUGUAUGUUAAUUGUAUAAGCAUAAAUUAUUGGUGAAUUUUUUAAUAGAAAAAUAAUUUUUUGUUGAGUGCUGUAGAAAUAUUGUAAUUGUAUUAUUUGUGCAUGGAGGGUUUGAAAUGUCUCAACACGGUGCUGCUUUGCAAACUUAUAAUCAAGAACUUGUAAAGUGUAAAUUUAUAUUUAUUUAUUUGUAAUCAAUGUUUAGAGGAGAUGAAAUUGAGGCGUACAGAGUUACAAGCGGAAAUUGAAUCUCAGGAAGAAGAAAAGAAUCAUUUGCAAAGAGAAAUAGAAAAGUUGUCUUAUAAAUUAACACGCCUAAAUGAUAGUUUAACUAAAAAGAUAGCAGUCAGAAAUGAAUAUGAUAGAACUAUUACAGAUACAGAAACAGCAUAUGUAAAGAUUUUGGAAAGUUCACAACUUUUAUUAAAUAUGAUCAAGAGAGAAGCUACAAAUUUAGACCAAACAUUAGUUAAAGCUAACAUGGACAAGCAACAGUGUUAAUGAUAAAUGUAAAAUAAAAAUUGAACAAAAUGCAGAA
Bombus pyrosoma is the source of this 771-nucleotide messenger RNA. RefSeq names its product Sjoegren syndrome nuclear autoantigen 1 homolog. NCBI's taxonomy places the organism in Eukaryota, Metazoa, Arthropoda, Insecta, Hymenoptera, Apidae. Gene Ontology annotation, cellular component: centrosome; ciliary basal body. The transcript is spliced from 3 exons. The coding region runs from base 444 to 734 and encodes 96 amino acids. The record is from RefSeq and is a predicted model, not a curated record.